Molecule: messenger RNA, 234 nt
Organism: Trichoderma virens Gv29-8
Lineage: Eukaryota; Fungi; Ascomycota; Sordariomycetes; Hypocreales; Hypocreaceae
Exons: 1
Source: RefSeq, a predicted model, not a curated record
UUUAACUAUAUCGUUAAACUACCAGUAUUAAAAGAACCUAUAAUAAAAGUUAAAUUUAAUAGUAUCUUUAUAAUAGUUAACCGACUAAUAAAAAUAACGCUUUUCAUCCCCUAUAUUAAAGGAAACACUGCUGAAAAACUAGUGUAUAUACUACAGAAGUAUAUUACAGUAAAUCACAGACUACUAAAAGAAAUUAUUUUUAACAGAGGAUCUACGUUUAUAUCCAAAUAUUAG